UUCCUCCGGCUUGGACACUGAGAGCAUCUCUAUGAUGGACUGUGGAACGGAAAGUCGAGGCGAGUUGUGGCAUUUACACUUGUUCUUUUGAUAAGGCGACCAGAUCACGAUUCCAACCUCAUAUGAUGUUCCCAUUCGCGCGCACUCUUAUGUAGCCAAGGCGUUUAGACAUUUAACACUCAUAUCUUCAUUAGCGAUCUUCAACAUCACCAUCCUCAUCAGCCCUGGAAGACGUCGAGUCGUUUUGGACCCAAAAGUCAUGGAUGUAUGGUUCUGUUCAGCGGUUCCAGUGUUCACCUGGAGGCUUCUCUUUCUUUCAAGCAUCUUCCAGGGUUAUUGGAGCUCCAUGCUCGAUUGUCCACUAACAUGCAGCUGUUCGCCCAUUGAGAUAUAUUGCAAUAAGUCCGACAGUGGAAAUUUCUUCCCUUUACUUGCUCUACAAGAUCCGGCGAGCAAUGGCAGUAACAAUAAUGACAUUGAAGAGCUCUUCAGGAACAUCACGUCCAUACACAUAGAGAACUGGACAGGAUUGCAGAUUCUUAAGGAUGUUGACAUGGAACUGUACACAGGACUCCAGAGACUGACAAUAAUAAACUGCAAUUUACGGACAAUCCAGGCACGAGCAUUUGCGCAGAACCCUCACCUCCGCUACAUAAACCUGUCCAAGAACCCUCUGACGACACUCUCUUGGCAGCUUUUUCAGCACCUUCAGCUAGUCGAACUGAGGCUGGAGGGGGUCGUCUUUGACUGCGGCUGUGGGAUCCGAUGGAUUCAGCUCUGGCAGCUGCGAGGUGAGGCCGGCCUGCACACCCAGCAACUCUACUGCAAGAACGGCGCAAGCAAGAUCCGCCUGAGAUCAAUGAGCAUUGCCUACUGUGACCUGCCAGAUAUCAGUGUUGCUCACAGUAACCUCACUGUGCUGGAGGGCGGUAACGUGGCGCUCAGCUGUAAUGGCUCUGGGUCUCCUGUACCUGAGGUGGACUGGACUGUGAACGGCCUUCACUCCAUCAACACGCACCAGUCGAAUGUCUACUGGCCCAACAUUCACUCCAUCAACCUGACACUGGUCAACGUGAGCAGAGACGACAACGGAUUUGUUCUGACCUGCAUCUCUGAGAAUGUGGUCGGGAUGACCAAUGUGUCCCUUCAGCUGGCUGUGCUAUUUCCGCCAGUAAUCCUGAAGCUGGACGAGCCGGAGCGGCGCCAUCACACCUGCAUUGAGUUCACUGUGAGGGGCUUUCCCCAUCCCACACUGCGCUGGUUCCACAAGGGCCGUGAGAUCCUGCAGAGCGAGUAUAUCCGCAUGGAGAUGGAGCACUACCAAGAUUACUUGGAAGGCUGCUUGACUUUUCAGAACCCCACGCAUUACGACAAUGGAAACUAUACCCUAGUAGCCUCUAACUCUCUCGGGUCAGUCACCAAAACCAUCUACGGCUAUUUUCUUGAGCCACCGUUCAUUGAGGAUGACGGAAUAAUUGAGUACACUCCAACACCUGAAGAUGAGGCGAAGAGUCCUGAAGAAGAUUCAUUUGGAAUGUCGAUUGCUGUUGGUCUGGCUGGCUUUGGUUGCGUCUUCCUCAUUGUGAUUUUCGUCCUCAUCAACAAAUACAGCAGACGCAACAAAUUUGGGAUAAAAGGCCCAGUGGCAGUCAUCAGCGGUGAGGAAGACUCUGCAAGCCCUCUUCAUCAUGUCAACCAUGGUAUCGUCACACACUGCUCUCUCGACGCGGGACCGGACGCCGUCGUAAUCGGCAUGAGUCGCAUUCCUGUCAUCGAGAACCCGCAGUACUUUCGACAUGGACACAACUGCAACAAGCCAACCACUUAUGUGCAGCAUAUUAAACGGAGGGACAUUGUUCUGAAGAGGGAGCUGGGUGAGGGAGCUUUUGGGAAGGUGUUUCUGGCUGAAUGUUACAACCUCAGCCCCACCAAAGAUAAGAUGCUGGUGGCUGUGAAGACUCUUAAAGAUCCGACCCUGACUGCCAGAAAAGACUUUCAAAGGGAGGCCGAGCUCCUCACCAACCUCCAGCACGAGCACAUUGUGAAGUUCUACGGCGUGUGCGUGGACGGUGACCCUCUCAUCAUGGUGUUUGAGUACAUGAAGCAUGAAGACCUCAAUAAGUUUCUGAGAGCCCAUGGUCCAGACGCCAUGAUCCUUGUUGAUGGCCAACCGAUGCAGUCUAAUGGGGAACUUGGUCUCUCGCAGAUGUUUCAUAUCGCUACACAGAUAGCGGCAGGCAUGGUCUACCUGUCCUCCCAGCAUUUUGUGCACCGUGACCUGGCCACCCGCAACUGCCUCGUGGGUAACGGCCUGCUCGUGAAAAUUGGAGACUUCGGGAUGUCCAGAGACAUCUACAGCUCAGAUUACUAUCGAGUGGGAGGUUACACCAUGCUGCCCAUACGCUGGAUGCCUCCGGAGAGCAUCAUGUACAGGAAGUUCUCCACAGAGAGCGAUGUAUGGAGCUUCGGAGUCAUUAUGUGGGAGAUCUUCACCUAUGGGAAACAGCCAUGGUUUCAGUUAUCUAAUAAUGAGGUCAUUGAAUGCAUUACCCAAGGUCGGGUUCUAGACAGGCCUCGCCUGUGUCCUAAGGAGGUGUACGACCUCAUGUUAGGCUGCUGGCAAAGAGAGCCGCAACAACGACUGAACAUCAAAGACAUUCAGAAAGUUCUUUACACUCUGGGAAAAGCCACGCCUGUCUACUUGGACAUCCUCGGCUGAGACUGGAGCGACGUCUCUCAGCAGAAUCCAACACAAUCCAGGAAUAACCAAACAAGCCCUUUUCCCCGCGUCGGCGCUCCACUGUAAAAACACCAACACGUCGGAGAUGGACUUUAAGUG
Molecule: messenger RNA, 2839 nt
Organism: Sinocyclocheilus rhinocerous
Lineage: Eukaryota; Metazoa; Chordata; Actinopteri; Cypriniformes; Cyprinidae
Gene: ntrk3b
Product: neurotrophic tyrosine kinase, receptor, type 3b
Exons: 17
Coding region: 260-2719 (819 amino acids)
Biological process (GO): protein phosphorylation; positive regulation of kinase activity; cell surface receptor protein tyrosine kinase signaling pathway
Cellular component (GO): plasma membrane; axon; signaling receptor complex
Molecular function (GO): ATP binding; transmembrane receptor protein tyrosine kinase activity; neurotrophin binding
Source: RefSeq, a predicted model, not a curated record